GGGGGGGUGGAGGGGUGGGAUUGGAAGUAAGAAAUGAAAGAAUAAGCGAAUCUGGGCUAAAGGACCGAGGGGAAGAAAGCAGUUUGGAUUGAGAGAUGAAUAAAGUGGGAGAUGGAAGUGGGAGGGAACUUAAUGAAGGAAGUAAAUAAAAUAGUAAGAAAAAUGGAAAGGAGACAGAAGAGUCCAUGCCCCGGGAGAAAAGCAGCAGGAGGAGAACGUGCUGUGCAGCCAGGGAGGUGCUUGAAAGAGCUUUUUGACUCCUCCCCUGGAAAAGCUCGGCUCCCAGCCUUCCAGAAGCAGUCAGUCCAAUUGACUCCUACUGGUUUUGAGACUGGUUCACCCACUGGACACGACUUACAAAAGCAGGCACAAAAGCAAGGGGUUUAACCUCGCGCCCGCCGGUGUUCCGCUAUUGUGAUCAUUUCCGAAAUUCCCGGGACUGUUCUCUACCUACCCACUCCCCAUUUUGAAUCUUCUGACCCAGAAAAAGAGAGUGGAACCCCUCCUCCCAAGAUGCCUGCAGCCAAAGUGCUUCCCAAAGCAGAGUAAUGUAAACCAUCGUUGGAAUGAUGCCAUUGGAAAAUAGAGGUCCUGGUUUUACUGGUGCUGCUGAAAUUUGAGCUGCCACAGUCACUGAAGCUUGAGCCGGUAUUGAUUUGCCUUGAAGAAAGUGUACAUCUUGGGGAAUGUUACAUGAGCUCCCUUCUGUGGAUACAAUCUUUAAAAAAGUACUUGAAUCAAAGCAAUGGCAAAUGCCCCUCCUCCACUCAAUAAUUCCUUCCAUGAAAACGGGACUGUGUCACUUCAUUACAAUUAUGUAGGAAAACUGAAAGAGAGAUUAAAGGACAGUGAAGGGAAUGAGCUGACAGAUGCUAUUUUCCUAGUCAUCUGCAGCUUCAUCGUCCUGGAGAACUUGAUGGUUCUGAUUGCCAUUUGGAAAAACAAUAAAUUUCACAACCGCAUGUACUUUUUCAUCGGUAACCUUGCCCUUUGUGACUUGUUGGCUGGCAUAGCUUACAAAGUGAACAUCCUGAUGUCUGGAAAGAAAACCUUGAGCCUGUCAUUAACAGUGUGGUUUCUGCGGGAAGGCAGUAUGUUUAUUGCACUCAGUGCUUCAACUUGUAGUUUAUUAGCCAUAGCCAUCGAAAGACACCUGACUAUGAUUAAAAUGAGGCCUUACGAUGCCAAUAAAAAGUAUCGAGUAUUUCUCCUCAUUGGGAUGUGCUGGCUCAUUUCCUUUUCCCUGGGUGCCUUACCCAUCCUGGGGUGGAACUGCCUUGACAACCUCCCUGACUGCUCUACAAUUUUGCCCCUCUAUUCCAAGAAAUAUAUCGCAUUUUGCAUCAGUAUCUUCAUAACCAUUCUUGUGACAAUUGUGAUUCUUUAUGCACGCAUUUACAUCUUGGUGAAGUCCAGCAGCCGGAAGGUCACCAAUCACAACAACUCAGAAAGGUCCAUGGCACUGCUAAGGACAGUGGUGAUUGUGGUCAGCAUUUUUAUUGCCUGUUGGUCCCCACUGUUUAUCCUUUUUCUUAUCGAUGUCGCCUGCAAAGUUAAAGAGUGUGCUAUUCUCUAUAAGGCCCCAUGGUUCAUUGCCUUAGCGGUUCUCAACUCUGCCAUGAAUCCUAUUAUCUACACCCUGGCCAGCAAAGAAAUGCGGCGAGCUUUCUUUCGCCUUGUUUGUAAUUGCCUGGUGAGAAACAAAGUGACUCGGUCUUCACCCAGCCAGCCAGCUCUGGAUCAAAGUCGAAGUAAAUCGUGCAGUAGUAACAUUGGUAACAACAUACCAAAGCCGAGGGAAGACUUCCCACAAAUCAAUGCCUCCUCUAGCAUCAUUGAAAAGACUGAAUCUCUGUAUAAUGGGAUUUUUUGCCAGUGAAGCACCUGCUUUGAGGAAAGAACCAAGAGAAACCCUUUCCAAUUUCUGCAGACUUAAAUUAAAGGGGAAAACACUAUCCAGCUAUUUGACUAAGCUUCUAUUUAUUGCAUGAAUAUCUUCAAUUUUGUUUCUUUCGAAGUUAUGACUCAGGAAGAUUUGCUUUAUUCUACCCAAAGCCUAUAAGCUACAGGUGUACAUACAUUAAGGAGCAGAUUAUAUACUAUUGACAAUCUAGCCACAUAUAGUCGAUGUCAGUAUUACCAUCACCCUCAAGGUUCUUCCAACUUUAAUAAGCACUGCAGACAGCAGUGGAAACCAUACUCUCUAUGCCACACUGCACUGUGUAUUCUCAUCUGGGGACAACCUCACUGUAUCCUAUAACACACGGUGCAUUUCUUGAUUUGCCUCCAGCUAUUGUUUUGAUAGCAUCACUUGCUCCAUAAAGUAUAACUGCUUAUAUUUGUACAUUAAUAUGUUAAAUAGCAAUUACAUUAUGAAAGUUUACAUUAUGAUACAUAUAAUGUUGUAGCACAUAGUGUUUGUUAUGAAGCAGGCCAUACAAGAAUAUUGCCAGCUUAAAUAGUAUGUACGACUAUAUAAGAUGAAAUCAUUGUAAAUUUAAUUGGCAAGUCCUAACUUAUGAAGUGCCAGGGAUUAGAAUUCACCAAAGAAAGCAGCUGUUCGCCUGGUCUCUCAGACCCCGUAGAGAGGCUAGGGGGCACAGGGAAUAGAGCUCUGGACCUAGAGUCAGGAUCAACUGUUCAAAUCUGGCCUCAAAUAGAUACUUACUAGCCAUGUUACCCUGGGAAGGUCACAGCCUCUGUGGGACCCAAUUUCCUCAUCUGUAAAGCGGAGAUAAUAAUAGCACCUACCUCCCAAGGUUGUUGUGAGGAUCCAAUAAGAUGGUAUUUGCAACCUUAUGUUGCUAUGUAAGUGUUAGCUUAUCCCCUCAAUAUAGUUUGGUCAAGCCUAAGCCUAGUGGUGUGUUUAUAGCCUGGAGUGAUCUGGUCAUAUUGUCUUUGCCAGGACCCCCACCUGGCCUAUUUGUUGGAAGGUAUGUGAAGCACAUAAUAUGGUUCUGGGAUUAUUUUAGGGCAUAAGUGUCAUCUCUAGAGCAAGCCCAGAGAUCCAGAUAAAUCUAGAAUUCACAAGGGCUGCCUAGGAAUACAUCCAAACCCCAUUAUAAGAAUUUUGAAAUCAGAAUAGAGACAGGUAUAAACCAGUCCGUACACUUCCUGUGCCCCUUUGCCAGACCAUCUCAGAACAGAAUGGAGCUAGUUGCUAAGAGUAUGAGGGCAGACAGUUCCAUAUCUGAAAACCACCAAGACAAUAUGAUAUCUCAGCACCCACUAUUGCCGAGGUAAACAAAAUUUAAUACAUGUGGCUCUGAUCAAAAUUCCAUAGCAAAGUGUAAUAGCUACAAACAGUGACUGUUAUUUAACUGAAUGUCAGGUUUAAAAAAUGUAACUUGGCAGUUUCUACACGCAUUAAAAGUGUGUAUUUUACCAAGAGGCAAUUGUUAUCUUUGACAUGUUGAGACCUAUGUCUGUUUGCCUUUAUAAAGGAAUUCUUUUUAAAAAUG
Trichosurus vulpecula (common brushtail) is the source of this 3461-nucleotide messenger RNA. It is a transcript of the gene S1PR3, whose product is annotated as sphingosine-1-phosphate receptor 3. NCBI's taxonomy places the organism in Eukaryota, Metazoa, Chordata, Mammalia, Diprotodontia, Phalangeridae. Gene Ontology annotation, cellular component: membrane. Gene Ontology annotation, molecular function: sphingosine-1-phosphate receptor activity. The coding region runs from base 746 to 1879 and encodes 377 amino acids. The record is from RefSeq and is a predicted model, not a curated record. Gene Ontology annotation, biological process: G protein-coupled receptor signaling pathway. The transcript is spliced from 3 exons.